Drepanopeziza brunnea f. sp. 'multigermtubi' MB_m1 is the source of this 318-nucleotide messenger RNA. RefSeq lists its product as uncharacterized. NCBI's taxonomy places the organism in Eukaryota, Fungi, Ascomycota, Leotiomycetes, Helotiales, Drepanopezizaceae. The record is from RefSeq and is a predicted model, not a curated record.
AUGCCUUCCCUCAUCGACCAGCUCGGCUCGCUCACCCGCUCCAUCUUCGGCGUCUUCAGCUCCAUCCUAGGCUCCAUCCUCGCCGUCUUCCAAGCCAUCCUCAGCACCAUCCUCGGCGUCCUGCAGAGCCUCGUCGCCGCCGUGGGCACCAUGCUGGCCGGGCUCGCGCACACCUUGCAGGGCCUCCUCCGGUUCCUGGUGAGCAACAUCUUGCUCAUUGGCGCCGUGGUUGGGGCUCUGUUCCUCUACAGCGUGUACCAGCAGCGCAAUGGCAAGUCGGUCGGUCAACGACCCGCGGGCGCGAAGAAGAUCAACUAG